AGAGAAAAGCCAGCAGUUGACUGUUUAUGUAGGACAAGAGAGGACAUCGCGAGGCAGUGAUCGGCAUCAUUAUUGUUACGUCCAGAGACAAUGUUAGUGGUGUGGCUAUUGUUGACGUUAAAUUUAGUGUUGGUGCAUUCAAGUGAAGUGCAACGGCCCUUAACAAUAUGUGACAAGGAUGCAGCAUCUGUCGGAAAUUGCACAUCAGAAUCCGUCGGGAAUGCUACUGCAUCAUCGUCACAGACGCUGACGCCGUCCACUACAUCGAAUCCCCUUACUACAGAAAUAGCCAGCAACAACACUUCCACAAGCGCAAGACCACUAUUAUUCAACGCUUCGGAACCCAGCGAUGGUGGCGGUCAGACACAUCUCAAACCACAAACAGACGAGGAAACAUCAAGGAAUUCCAGCAGUGGAGCAGCGCAUGGUCGUGCAAUGAACUUGGACGUGCAUGAACACCAAUCGGCUGGCAGCCAGGCCGCAGUGUCAGCAGAGAACAGCUCCCUACAAGACUUGUCCUUGGAUGAUAUUGAUGAAACCGCAAUCCUACCCACACAGAUACAUGACGACGAAAUGAACAUCACCGUAUUUAACAUUACAAUGCCGCCUCCACUCCUCCAGAACUCGUCGUCAACAUCCGUGACAUCUACAGAACAUCCAACUUCAACGACAGUCGCUAGUAAUUCCUCUGAUUUUACUAUGGUCAACGGCAGUAGUUGUAUACAAGGUCAGAAGUUUGACCGAGGAUGCAGUGAGUCGUGUGAGUGUGGCUUUGACGGCAAGGCUAUCUGCAGGCCGAGGUGCUCCAUGCCAUUCUUCAGGCGUGGAGCACGGAUAAAUGACCCGGCCUGUAUCGAGAAGCUAGCAGAGGAUCCGUGUUGCUCGCUGCUGGUCUGCACUCAAGACACAGAGACGGAACCGCUAGAGGGCUGCACCUUCAAGAACCAGUCUUACCAGAGAGGAAACACCUUCAACGACGGCUGCCUUGCAGUGUGCACAUGCGCAGAGGCUGGCCAGGUUGUCUGCAAACCCAGGUGCCCGGCCGUGCACAACGUUUCAUCAACAGACCGCUGUGUCGAGCUUCCUGACCCUAUUGACCCUUGUUGCACAGUUGUGCUGUGUGACGUCACUCUGGGUGACCAUGACGUCAGCAAAGCAGGCAUAGAAGACGCAGCCGGAUCGCCCCAUCUACAACUACUGACUGUGGAAAUAGUGAACAGGACCACAGUUAGACUGGGACUGGCCGGAGACCUGCAGUCCCGUCACGAUAACGUCACAGUGGAGAGCAGUCUGGACCAGAAGACAUGGAAGAGGCAGGAUGCCAAGGGACUUCUCGUGCAGGGACUCGAACCAGGGCGGUCCUAUUACCUCCGUGUUAAAGGAGGCAACGUGGUCAGCAACGCAGUUGAGGUGACCUUGCCCACAAACGGGACCCAGCGACCUGUUACAGCAGGCUGCCAGCACAAGGGUCGGCACUACAUGUUUGGCGAGGAAUUUCAUGACGGCUGUGAGGCCUACUGCGUUUGCACCGACAGUGGGGUGCAGUGUGCCACCAUCGAGUGCCCCACGGAAUUCGGUUUGGACGUACUGGACCCCAGUUGUCUUGAUUGGGAGACCCACCCUCCUGGCUUCAAGCCUUCACCACCGAACUGCUGUCCGGAGCAGGUGCGCUGUAUAAACAACGGCUCUUGCGUGUAUGAGGGCCAGUACUUCAGCAACUGGGCUGAGAUACCGACGAAGCUGACUGGAUGCACGCAGAAGUGUUAUUGUGAAUACGGAAACGUUUCAUGCCAAUCGACGUGUCCUCCGGUGACAGCCAGUCCGCCUUCAGACCUGCAAUGUGACCCCCACCAAGCCAUUCUCAGCCACCUUCCAGGAGAGGACUGCUGUCUGUACUGGCUCUGUCCUCAGCUCCAGCAUUCAGGGUUCCUCGAGCAUCCGCUACCCCCUGUCAUUCCACUACAGGGACAUAUUAGCAGGAGUCAAGAUGAAAUCACGGUGCACAUGCUGGAGGCCGUGGACGAACACACUGUGAAGCUUAUCUUCUCCGUGCCUCCUGUGCUGGUCGGUCUGCAUGGGAGAGUACAGCUGCGCUACACAUCCGAUAAACAGAACAGCGAUCCCUCGUCAUGGAACCAGCAAGAACUGGCCCCUCCCGGUGAUUUGAUCGCCACACCGCAAUUGGAGUUCGAACUCGGGGAUCUUACUCCAGACACGGAGUACAAGAUGAAGAUAACGGUUAUCCUGCGGGACCUACAUAACUCCCCCACCAGCAAGAUCCUCUCAGUGCACACCCCGCCUGCAGCUACACCCACCACGACGCUGCCGCCGCAGAUCCCCGUCGAUGCAGCUCUCGCCGUUGUGGGACUGAAUGCAACCUGGGCGAGACUAAUGUGGCGUAAAUUCUCCGAGUUCGAGCUCCAGUUUAUUGACGGUGUGCAGCUCCGGUACAAGGAGAAAGACGGCAAGGUUUACGCAGCCACCCCUCUGAUUCACCGAGCAGUGACAAGCUACACGCUGGAAGAUCUGCGCCCACACACGGAUUACGAAGUGGGGAUCUUCUUCAUUCCUUUCCCUGGACAAAGCACUGAACUAACUGCUGAGCGCACAACCGAAUUUACAACGGCUGACGUGCACGACCUGUACAAGUUCAAUGUCACUCUGGAUGUGCAGCACAUAAAGUCUACUUCCGUCGAACUGUCGUGGAGUGGGGUACCGUACCCUGAAGACAAGUAUGUCAACAUCUUCAGGGCUAUUUAUCAGAGCGAUGCAGGCAAGGAGGACUUCAGUACCUUCAAGGUUGCAAAGAGGGACUCACAGGCUAGAACGAUCAUUCAGGAUCUGAAACCCGGCACAAGGUAUCGGCUCUGGUUAGAAGUAUACCUUACAAACGGCAAGAUUAAAAAAUCUAAUGUACAAGAUUUUAUGACAAAACCUGGAGCGGUUUCCUCAGUCGGAGCGACACAGCAAGGGAAGUUGAAGGGCGUGGACCCAGAGCCCUUAGUGGAGACAGCAGACUAUUACGGGCCACUGGUGGCAGUGGCCAUCAUCGCAGCCUUGGCCAUCGUGGCCACUCUCAUCCUGUUACUCAUCCUCAUGAGGAAGCAUGGCCACAAUAAAGCGGCAAUCUCAACGACCCGCAAGAGUCAGUCAGCCUACGACAAUCCGUCUUACAAGGUAGAAAUCCAGCAAGAGACUAUGGACCUCUGAUAUCGACCCAGCGUCCGCAGCAAAUGGAGGCUCGGGGACAAAAAGAGUGGAGCAGCCGUAGUGGACCCACAAAGUGUGCAAUGUUUCGCUCAGUUUCGCUAGACUGUCCAGCAGGACGUUCAGCUACCUCUGUGUCUCUAUACCAUUCCCACUUGUGGCUAUAUCCGGUUAGAAGUCUUCCAGAGGUGCAAGGAAGUCAGCAUCAGAGGCAACAAUUUAAGGGACUCCCAAGUUUAUACAAUAUCCAUCCAUCCCUUCCCUUGUUUAGGCGGGAUAAGAAGAAUGUAACAUAACAAAGCGAUAUCUACAGUUUAUGUUAAGAUUUGCCCUUAUCUCAUUUUAUAUACCACAAAGAAAAUUAUAAUUGUGCAUAUUGCACUGUCAUAAAAUUAUAUUUUAAUGCAGAAGUAGCCUAUUUCUAACCUGAAAGAUCUACGACAUAAUUUGGUCUCUAUUUUAUAAACUACAUUCUGUUCUAUUUCUAUAGUGUUGAGUAGUGUUGUAAGACGUGUGUGGAAACUCUGAUUUAUUAUCAGAAAAACAAUGUACACUAAGUAUUGUAUUGUAGAAUGAAGUCUAUGAUAAUGGGUUAAAAAUAGAUGCCUACUCUAUUUCUGAAGAUCAGUACGUUUGUCACUGCAUAAAAGAAAGGAAACUAGAUCACAGAUAUUUUAUACAUUUUUGAUAUGAAGUUUUUGUAUAGGUAGUGGAUCUGGUCUGUAGAAAAUCAUGACAUUCUUCGUCGAUAUAAAAUUGUAGUGUAAGAUUGCCAGAUAAGGUGGACCUUUUACAAUAAUAUAAAACAACUAUGAUUCUGCUGAUUAAGAAUAUGUUUUUAAAUCGUGGACUGCUAUCAAUACCUACUUUAAAGGGAUAUUUAUUGAUGAAAAAGUUUUGUUAAUGUCAAAACAUGAACAAGAUUUGGCAUGCAAAAUAGAUUCAGAUUACAUGUUGUAAAGAUUUUACGUGACAAUUAUUGUCCUUUUAAAAAUACACAUCUUUAGUUUUUCUUGCAGGUGUUAUCACAUACAGAAAAUAUAAUGAAUAAUUUGUAUUAUGUUAAAAAUGUAUGUAGAAAGUAUGUUUUAAUACUAGUUGUGUGUUUGUGUUGUCAGCAAUAAUGUAUCUGUCAGUUAGGUGCCCCAAAUUAAGUAUAUAUCCCCUUUACCUUCAUAAGAAACUUUGCACUGUGGCAAUGUGUAUUUGAAGUUUAACAAAUUCCUUCCAGUCAUAACUGGAACAACCAGCAGCUGUAGUCAUUAUGAAUGGCAAAGUCAGGAAAAUGCUUUAAACCCUUUGAAGAUCAAACAGGACAGGAAUGCUAUUAUUACAUAUAAAUAUACUCAUUUUAUUUCACAGCCGAUUAAUUAUUCAUAAGUAUUUGUUGUAGGUUCAUAUUUUGGUAAAUAGAACGUUUGUGUAAAUCAUAAUAAAUCCUAUUUAUGUUUUGAGAGUAUAAAGAAAAAGAAAAAGAAUUUGUAUCAAUCCAAACUGCUCUGACACACCCUGAAAAACUGAUAUUCUGAGGGCUGGACACAUGAUACAGAAUUCAGAGUUACUCCACCAAGGCUGCCUUACAAACAGCAGAGAAUACUUUUGUUAAGUGAGAAUUCCGCCCUAACUAAUAUACUCGUGAAACAAUUUAAUGUAUUAAACUUCACGAUAACAGCUUAUACGUUUCAGUGUUAUUGACACAUAAAUAUUGUAUAACUGUGUUUGAUAAUUAUUAGCGUCAUAAUACUAUACAACUAAGUUGGUACAUUACCUAUGUAACUGUAAAUACCUAGGAGCAGUGCAGCUCGAAUAGACGGGAACCGCAAGAUUAACUGAUCUACACCACGAAAUUCAUUAGCCACUCCGAGAUAGAAACAUAUCACGCUUAAAGACGUUAAGAGAAUACAAUCUAUUUUGUAUUUAAAUUGAGUUUUAUUAUAAAUCUUUUAUACACCUUUUUUAAUAUACCUGUAUCUACACUAUUUAGGAUAUAACGUACUCCAAGUUUUUAAGUAAUUCUUCAAAUAUUUUAGCUAUCCUCUUCAAAUAUCUUUAGUCAAAUACAGUUAAAUGCUCUAAGCAAGUUGUAUUAGAGUUAUAAGCAAGUCUAAUGAAUGCAAAAGUUCAGAUAGAAACAGAGCCUUCUUAAUACAUUGCUGUUUUAUUUACUUCAUAUACAUCCCCUAUUCGUUCAAAUUUAUUUAAAGAGGCGCACUCACUUUGGCACCGUGGUGUCGGGAAAUAUCUUCUCUAUUCAGUACCUGUUCCAAAAUUAAUUUCCUCAGAAUACAUAAACUCGUUUCAGUAUGUUCAUCAUAGCCCUUCCAUUGGUUUCGUAAUGAUAUCCGUUAAAAUUAUUACAAAUUUAGCAUAAUUUUAAGUAAUUACAUACAAAUUUGACGCUUAGGUAAAUGACCAUGUGAAGAGAUUUAAAUAUGAAAGACUUUUUGUCAAGUUAAUGAAAUUAUUUUAAUAAAUAUUAAUAACAAGUAUUCAUUCGCGUAUAGCCUAUUUAUGAAACCACUGCCAUUGGGAGUGGUUCAGUUCUUGCUCUAGACAACGUCUGUAUUAAGGAUUAAUGGUAUAUUUACAUAUCUUCCAAAUAUCCAGAGAACUCUUCGUAAAUUAACGAAUUCUUGUUCUGUACGGUGUUUGGGUUGAGUACAUGUAAUACUCUUCUCUUGCUGUGCCUAACUCAGAAGUUAAUUAAAAUAAGCAUACAAACUGCAAUGGUAACCCGGAAUAAUGUGAUUAUUUUAUAACACAUAAAAUAAAUGUAGGAAAUAUUCCUGUUAAAACAUGCCUGUAUUUUUGUUGUGUAAAAAUGUAACAAUUACAAUAUAAGGGAAGAUAAUCAGUUGACGCCUAGCCAUCAUAAUGGUCUCCUACAUCCCUCUUUGAGGAAUAAUAGAUUUAGCAAAAAUUUAUAUCCUCAAAUGUUCAGAACAAUAUAGAAUUAAUUACAAAUAAGGUUACCAUAACAGAAGAAGGUUCCUGCAAUGACAAAUCAUUUAUUGUAGACUGUAAUAACUAUUCUAUUUACGAACUUCUUAUGUAAAUACCAGUGCACAGCUCAGGAAUUACUUUCAAAACAGCCACCAAUAAUAAAAUAUAAAAAUGAUUACAUGUUUAAUACUCAUCUGACAGCAAAACAGUAAAGAAAGCGUGCCAUUUCGUGCAUUGUUUGUGUACAGUUUUCUACCAUUAUUGUGGAAUUUAGUAAAUAAAAGAAUAUAUUAACAUA
This is a messenger RNA of Cryptotermes secundus, 6448 nucleotides long. It is a transcript of the gene sas, whose product is annotated as putative epidermal cell surface receptor. The coding region runs from base 91 to 3210 and encodes 1039 amino acids. NCBI's taxonomy places the organism in Eukaryota, Metazoa, Arthropoda, Insecta, Blattodea, Kalotermitidae. Gene Ontology annotation, molecular function: protein binding. The transcript is spliced from 16 exons. The record is from RefSeq and is a predicted model, not a curated record.